Molecule: messenger RNA, 3518 nt
Organism: Neolamprologus brichardi
Lineage: Eukaryota; Metazoa; Chordata; Actinopteri; Cichliformes; Cichlidae
Gene: pcdh8.2
Product: protocadherin 8, tandem duplication 2
Biological process (GO): homophilic cell-cell adhesion
Cellular component (GO): plasma membrane
Molecular function (GO): calcium ion binding
Source: RefSeq, a predicted model, not a curated record
AGCGUAUCUGACUGGCUGCGCGCAAGGAGCAAGCAACUUUCACUUUCAGCACACUUCAGUUCAUAAAAGCGGGAGCUGGAUGGAGAGCUCGCUCCAGAGGUGAACUGCUCUGUCCUGCACACAAUGAGGCUGCUUACCGAGAGGAAGAUUACUACGAAGAUGAUAGGAGGCAAAUUUAAAACUUAUUGGCACCGGUGGAUUUUAAUAUUCUCAAUCCAUCAAUUUUUAUUUGCCUCGUGGGCUCGGUCCGAGGGAAAUACUAUCAGAUAUCAGACCAAUGAGGAGAACGCACCAGGUACGGUCAUCGGAAACCUUGCCAAGGACAUGUCCUUGAGUCUGUCUCAUUCCUCCAAGAGCAAUUUCAGGAUGAUGAAACAAUUCAACGAUUCAUUCAUCAGGGUGAGAGAAAGCGACGGGGAACUCACUGUCGGAGAACGAGUUGACAGGGAGAGAAUCUGCAGACAUUCUCUACAGUGUCUGAUUACUUUUGACGUGGUUAAUUUCUCAAAAGAUCGCUACAAAUUGAUUCACGUUGAGGUGGAAAUAAAGGACAUCAAUGACAACUCUCCGGAGUUUCCAAGCAAGGAGUCUAUAGUGGAAAUCUCAGAGAAUGCAGCAGUUGGGUCCCGCGUCCCUUUAGACCCGGCUGUGGACGCUGAUGUCGGGUCAAACUACAUCCAAAGCUAUCAAAUUUCCGUAAACAGUCAUUUUACCAUUGAUGUGCUCCUGAGAGCGGAUGGGGUUAAAUAUGCGGAAUUGGUACUAAUGAAAGAGCUAGACAGGGAGACUCAAUCAUCAUACACUGUAGAGCUGGUCGCCACAGACGGAGGAAAUCCGUACCGAUCGGGGUCAACAAAGAUAACUAUAAAAGUGACCGACUUUAAUGACAACAGUCCAGUUUUCGACCAAAAUAGUUUCUCAGUCAGUUUGCCAGAGGACGCGCCUGUCGGCACUGUUAUACUGGACUUAAACGCAGUUGAUGCUGAUGAGGGCUUAAACGGAGAGGUCGUUUACGGGUUCGGAAAACAGGUUUCUCAUGAGAUCCGACAACUUUUCCAAGUGGAUAACAAAUCAGGUCGCCUCACUCUCAGGGGCCCCGUGGAUUUUGAGGACAAAAGCACCUAUGAGCUAGACGUGCAGGCGACUGAUCUGGGACCCAACCCCACCCCCUCCGUGUGCAAAAUCAUAAUUCACGUCACCGACGUUAAUGACAAUGCCCCAGAAAUCAGCAUCACCCCUAUGACCUCCAUUACAACUGGCAUUGCAUACAUCAGCGAGGCGGCAGACAAGGACAGUCUGGUGGCGCUCAUCAGCACCAUGGACAGAGACUCUGGAGUUAACAGCCAAGUCUACUGCACGUUAUACGGCCACGACCAUUUCAAACUCCGACAGGCGUACGAGGACAGCUACAUGAUAGUUACAGCAGCAGCCCUAGACAGAGAGCGGAUUAGUGAGUAUAACUUGACAGUCAUGGCUGAGGAUUUCGGGUCACCCCCACUGAGAAAAAUCACUCAGUACACCAUAAGACUCACGGACGAGAAUGACAACGCCCCUCACUUCGCUAAAGCUGUCUAUGAAGUUUCAGUGGUAGAAAACAACGCUCCGGGUGCUUACAUCACCACAGUUGAGGCCACCGACGCGGAUCUGGGCAACAAUGGGAAAAUUACUUACAGGCUUGUGGAGAGCGUUAUCAUGGGAUCCCCAGUGAACACAUUUGUGUCUCUUAACUCAGUGUCUGGCUCUAUAUAUGCACUCAGAAGCUUUAAUUACGAAGUUAUGAAACAGCUAGAUGUACACAUUCAAGCAAGUGAUGGGGGGUCACCACAGCUUCAGAGCAGAGCUGUCAUCAGAUUAAAAAUAGUUGAUCAAAAUGACAACCAGCCUUCUAUCAUAGAGCCUCCCCUUUACAAAGGAUCUGCUGAAGUUUUCCUGCCUAAAGAUGCACCUGCAGGUUAUGUGGUAACCCAGAUAAAGGCAACAGAUGCUGAUGAAGGCAUAAAUGCACAGCUGUCCUAUAAAAUCACCGAGGGGGGACACCUGGGUUUCUCUAUCAACAAAGACACAGGCAAGGUGCACGUGAGUCGACAGCUGACGUAUGAUAUCGCAGACAAUGUCAAAGUCACAGUGUCAGUCGCUGACAAUGGAUCCCCCGCACUUACCUCCACAGCUACAAUACAUUUCAGUUUCGUAGAAGGUGCUUUACCAAGUUCACCUUCCUCAGCUCAAAAUGGCAAUGAGGAGCCCUUUGAAUGGGACAUGUCUGUAGCCAUAAUCAUCGUCCUGGCAGGCAGUUGCUCUGUUCUCCUGGUGGCUAUCAUUCUUAUCACAACCAUUUGCAGCCGCAGGAAAAAGGAGACAGGGGAUGGGGGAAGUGAUGAUAAAGAAGAAAUUCCAAAUGUGGAGAAAGUUGAAAGUGGACACAUUGAUUCAUUAAAUCAAAACCACAAAGGCAAAGUGUUUGAUGCCCAUCCAUUUCCAGAGAAUCCUCCAUUGGCCAGCAGCAACACAAUGGAGACAGGCUGCGAGGAUGGCAGACAGACACCAGGGAUGUUUGAUUCAAACAACAGGGUUAUGGAGGGUAAAUUAAAGGGAUAUUCUACACUACCAGGAUAUGGGAAAGAAACUGUCAGGCCGAUAACAAUAUGGAAGGGCAAUUCAUUCACAACAAUCUCAGCAAGAGAUCCACACAUCAGCGGCAAGGACAGUGGAAAAGGAGACAGUGACUUCAAUGACAGCGAUUCUGAUAUAAGUGGAGAUGUGCACAAAAAAGAGUCACCUCCAACGAACAGUCUCUGGGCAUGUACGAAUGAGUGCAAAGUGCUGGGACACUCGGACCGAUGCUGGAGCCCUUCAGCUACAAGACCAAACACGAGCCUGGCCUGCGGUCCCCAUCUGUCAACAUUUUCCAAGACAGCUUCACUUCCCAGGGACACUAGAAGGGAAAACUACUACCCACCUCACAUGCCCAAAACCAGCGGUCUUCAGAGUGUGUAUGAAAAAGUUCAACACCAGGAAUUUGAUUACAUUCUCGUUGGUCCACCGACACCAGCGAGAAUACAGGAAACAGACGAAAUUUCCAUCCCAGAGUAUACAAAAACUUAAGUAAGCUUAAAUGACAGAUCAAACAGUCACUAAGGGAGAUUUUUUUUUCCUCUGUGCUGUCUCUAUACUGUAUAAUACUUCUUAAUCUUAAUAGACUCUAUGUUGGACUGUUGCAGUGUUUUGUAGUAAGUCAUGUGUCUUUUGACUCAUAUAAGACUGUUCAUUGUAUCAUGUGUAAUAUGCAAGAUUUUUUACAUUAUUAAUAAUAUAUUUUUCAUAAUGAUUCAAUGUAAAAAGGAAUUUUAUUAUGAAUUUUUAAAAGCAUGUGUUAAUAUUUAAGGGGCAUGACCUGUGGACAUUUAGGCUGAGAAGGGCCUUUCUGCUGUGGAAAACAAUCAACGUGAAAGAUUGCCAUGUUUGUGGUAGAUUUUAUCACAUUGUUGCACAAAUAAACAGUUAAAAUUUAAUAAAGAGAA